AACAACAAAAAGCAAAAUGCAACAUACACUUCUGCAAAAUGGAAUGUUUGGCGGGUAUCGCCCCUGCAAAUCUUCUUCUACGCCCAUCACACUUUUGCUCUUACAACACUCGCAAAGCUUUUAGAUUAAACGCCAAUUUCAACCCGGCCCGGCCCGAGGAAGAAGACCCGUUACUCCGCUUUGCCACUACUCGUGCUUCACUUCGUUUCAAAGAAACUAUUUCUUCAGAGCCUCUUUUUAUCGACACGUAUUCGGCCUGUUUCGGUCCUACUGCUGAGUUGGAUGCAGAAUACCAUAGCAAUCACUACUGUCUGGCCACUAAGUUCAUCGAUGAUAAAUUGCUUGCUGUGAUCAAGAAUAUAGAUGGAGUUAAGCAGGUUGUUCUGUUGACAGAUGGCAUGGAUACGCGGGCAUAUCGUCUCAACUGGCCCAGUUCUACCAUAAUUUAUGAUAUAUCUCCAGAAAAUGUAUUCAAUCGAGCAGCUCAAAAGCUCAAAGAUGUCGGGGCAACGAUUCCAAAAAACUGUAUAUUACUUCAUGUGCCAGUGCAGUCAUUUAAUAUGGAACAACUAUGCAUGAAAGGAUUUACUGGUAACCAACCAAGUCUAUGGGUAUACCAGGGGUUUCCUGUUGUGAAUUUGGUACACUUUAAAGAGAUCCUAUCUCUUGUCAGUAGUUUAGCCAUGAAGGGAUGCCUGUUUUUGGGAGAAUUGCCUGUCUGGUUGGUAAAAACUGAAAUCGGGGUGCAGUGGCCCAUAAAUCAAUGGCUGGACAAACUUUUCAUGACCUACGGUUUCAGAGUGAAUAUUAUUGCCUAUGAUGAAGUUGCAAGAACCUACAGCAAGCACUUGAUUCCAGGAGAGCACACAAGCAUCCUUUUUGUAGCUGAACACUUGCGGUUUUCUGAUGAUCAGAUGGAAACUUGGAGAAACGUAUAUCAGAGGUUAGAGGAAGAAGCAGAUGAAGAAGGUUUCGAGGAGCUAUAAAGAUAUCUUGUAAGACAGUUUUUUUUUUUGUUUUUUUUGGGAGUGCUUUGUUGUAUGUACCUCUUGCAUUCUUAAAUAUUUUUUUUACGUUACAACCACAUUACACUUCUGCCAUUGAGAUACUUCAGGAACAUC
Daucus carota subsp. sativus is the source of this 1121-nucleotide messenger RNA. Its product is annotated as O-methyltransferase 1, chloroplastic. Gene Ontology annotation, biological process: methylation. The transcript is spliced from 7 exons. NCBI's taxonomy places the organism in Eukaryota, Viridiplantae, Streptophyta, Magnoliopsida, Apiales, Apiaceae. The coding region runs from base 39 to 986 and encodes 315 amino acids. The record is from RefSeq and is a predicted model, not a curated record. Gene Ontology annotation, molecular function: methyltransferase activity.